Molecule: messenger RNA, 1056 nt
Organism: Eruca vesicaria subsp. sativa (arugula)
Lineage: Eukaryota; Viridiplantae; Streptophyta; Magnoliopsida; Brassicales; Brassicaceae
Source: the annotation of a GenBank genome assembly
GAUUAAUCCACAAAAAACCCUAAUAACCAAUUAUUAUAUACACAACUAAUUAAUCCCUCUGCAUUUUUGUUUAUUAUGGAUGCAUCUCCCAAGUACACAGGUGUAAGGAAGAGGAAGUGGGGAAAAUGGGUGGCUGAGAUUCGUCUCCCAAACAGCCGCGAGAGGAUCUGGCUCGGCUCCUUCGACUCAGCUGAGAAAGCGGCGCGUGCUUUCGACGCUGCUCUUUACUGUCUCCGCGGCACCGAGGCGCGUUUUAACUUCCCGGAUAAUCCGCCGGAGAUACCCGGCGGACGUUCCCUGACGCCGCAGGAGAUUCAGGUGGCAGCCAACCGUUUCGCUAAAGAGGAACUAUUACCACCUAAUCUGCAACAACGAUUAACGUCGCCACGUGGCGAUAACUCGGAGGAAGGAGGAGGAAUUUCGGCACGUGGGGAAAUUAGUGGUGGGCCAACGUUAGGAGAAGUUGGUGAAUAUAAUAAUUAUUACAACAACGAAAAUAAUAGUGGCAAUGGUAAUGAUAAUUGGCCGUUUCUAUGGGAAGAGAAUCUUCUGGUUCCUAGUAUGUCGGAAGAGUAUGGUACCUUAUACAUGGAGGAUUCGUCACAACAACAACAAGAACAUGAGCUCUCGUCUGAUUUUUACUACGAUGGAGCUUAUGUUGUUGAAGAUGACUUUUCUCAUUACAAUAUUAAUCUUUGGAACUUCUGAGAUCCAUUUUUUAGAAGCGAUCUUGGACUGAAUAUUCCAUCACUACUGAAGGUGACUCAUUAAGCUACUAGCCACUUAUUAGUUUCGUUUAGUGGCUAUAAUUCAUCUUCCUGUUCUUUUUUUUUUUUUGAACAACGUUCAUCUUCCUGUUCUGUUUAUUUAUUUAUUUAUUAUAAUUUAUAAAUAAAUUUAUUGUAUAUGUUUAUAUAUUAUGCUUUCUUUUACAUUGCACGUCAUUUUCACUUUUUUUCCUUGCAUUUUGUUUGUUAACAAGCCAAUAUUGACUCCUAUUGUGUUGGUCAUGGAUGUUUUCAAAGUUUAUAAAUACGGUUUCAUAUAUGUGUAUUU